GUUCGACGCCGCCAUUUAUAUUUUCGUUUCGGGAUUUCGUGUCAAAUUUUUUGGUUGGGUGAAGUAAACGCGUUUUAAUAUAAAAUAUUGUCGCAGAGGAGGUUUGCAAAGCAAGCCCAUAUUGUGAGUUGCAACAAAUACGUUUAUUGUGGUUUUGUUUAAGUGAAAAAGCCAAAAGAAGUGAAAAUAUGGCGAAUGUGCGGGACAGCGACACAUCAUUGUGGCUGCAUAACAAACUCGGCACUUCGAACGAUUCGUGGAUAAGUGGGUCGAUAUGCUCGCAACUUAACAAGGAAGUGCUGCGCAACAUAAAGGAGUGUUUUCCAGAUUUACAGACCCAAGUGAAGCUGAAAUUAUUGCUAAGUUUUUUCCAUAUACCUCGGCGAUUGGUAGAAGAGUGGAAAGCUGAGUUGGAGGAAGUUAUUGAAGUGGCAGGAUUAGAUUCGGAGCUUUGGGUAUCUAUGUUAGCUGAGACUAUGAAAACUUUUCCCGCGACAAGUUCACUGAAUACCGAAAUCUCGGAGUAUGAAGAUACUCGACCUAUCUUCACUGAUAUGGUGAAUGACUUGCGCAAAUUGGUUAGUAAGCAUUGUGAUCUUGGUAUGCUUCCUCUUGAAUGUUUAUAUCUAAACAAAAAUGCUCUUGUUUCGGUGGUCGGCCAGCAACCGAAUCCGGUAAAACAUUUCACUAUAAAGCGUAAACCUAAAAGUGCCAAUUUGCGCACAGAGUUACUCCAUAAAUCGGCUGAUGCGCAAUCAUCCUUAAAAAAGUCUUCUGCUCCGACUAUACCAUUGCGCUCGCGUGGCAUGCCGCGAAAAAUGACGGACACAACGCCCCUCAAAGGAAUACCUUCCCGCGUGCCUUCUUUAGGUUUCCGUUCUCCAAAUGUAUCUGGGACACCACAACGUCCCAACUUAAGUCGUACGCCAGCGGGUCGAAAGGACGGCGGUAUCAAAUUGAUCGAGUUUACAGAGCAACCAUUGGGUUAUGCUGCGGCUAAGAAACGUAAACGAGAACAACAAUUAGAGGAACAGCAGAAGAAACAGGAGCAGAAGCAAAUCGCAACUGCAGCUGCUGCAGAGAGCGCUUCGCCAGUAGCCACAUCACCAACGCAAGCAAGUAGUGUUAGCAAUGCAACAGGCACGGUUGCUACAACAACACCUCCGACUUCAUCAGGAGCGGGUACAAAUAGUACAUUUGAAAUCAAGACGGAAACGAUUUCACACUUAAAUCAAAGUGGCAAUAGUGAUGAUAUUCUAACGGAUAAUAAAGACAAUGUUCUGACGGCAAAGAUUGAACCUCCAACGCCUGAAUAUGCACCAUCUUUAAGCUACACCCAACCAACUUCUCCAAAAGUGCUGGAUAGCAAACCGCAAAUAAAGUCAUUGGAUUUGCCAUCCACAUGUGCGGCCAGUACUGCUUUAACAUCUACCACUGCUGCCAUAGUUGUUACACCCACCAAAAUGAGCAGCAUGUCCACGCAGACACAAACUCAAACGCAAAUCCGUACAACUACUCAGACACAAGGCAGUACUAGUAACAAUAACUUGAAUCACAGCCACAAACGCAUCAAACAGGAGAUUGAAAUAAAGAGCGAAGAGAUUUUAAUGCCACCUAAUAUUAAGGUGGAAAAAAUAGAGCCACAGAUCCAGCCGCCUAUGCUAACGCAGCAAUUACCAUCAACACCGUCACGGCUGCAACAGCGAAUAAUUAUCCAGCAACAAAAGCAACCACAACAAAAACCACACCAAACUCCACAAACAAUUCAGCAGCCAACAACUCAACAUGUCCUGAUAAGAACUGCGCCGCAACAACAGAAGCAAACCCUUAGUGGUUUAACAUUGGGCGCUGGCGGAACAACAGUCACAAGGCAAAAGAUAAAUGCAACAACCACAUCGCCCACUAAUUCCAAUACAAUGAUAAAAAUGGAGAAAUUAGAUAUAAAACCGAUGGUAACAAAGAGCCCUGUCACUAACACUGUGCCCUCUAACAUUUACACUCAACAACAGUUGCGUCAAACAAACAAUCCGUUGGCGAAUUUGCCAAAUAAUAUUUCCGUGAAAAUAACGUCAACGAAAUCAUCAAAGGUUCAAUCAUUACCUCAGCAAAAUUCACUGCCACAGCAACAGCAACAACAGCAGCAGCCAAUAUUAAUUAACAGCUCAACACCGGUGAUAAUUUCAUCCUCUAAUGCGCCUGUUUCAAGACCGAAACAACUUAUCUCGUCUGGAACCUCGACAACAACAACGGCACAAUCAAUUAAGUCUAUGCCACUGAGCCAAUUAAAGAGUGCUGCCAACAGUGGUCCAGUUAUCAUAUCUCAGACAAUCAUACAACCAGCGAAACGCACAGCUAAUUCUGUGACAGGUCUCCAGCAUCAUCAACAACAACAGGCCCAUCAACAACAACAACAACAACAACAACAGCAGCAACAAAAUAUACCACAGUCGGUUAGUACAUCUACAACAUCUGCUCAGUACAUUUUGACCACGUCAACGCCACAACAACAGCAACAGCUUCAAACAGCUACAAUGCCCACACUGACUUCGUUCGCACAUUCUCGUCCCACUCAGCAAACUACCACCACGCUAUACCAGACAGCGGCUUCAUCUAACACGCAAACUCCAACGAAGAUUUUAUUGAAAACAUCCCCUUCAGGUGUAAUGAUGACACCUGUACGACAACAACAGGGCGCGACCAAUACUGGCGGUAAUCCACCACCGUUAAUAGCGACUUCCACAGCGCAACAACAACAACCUACUUUGCUGAAUAUUCAAAAUGUGCAGCUGCCGAAUCGGCCAGUCACCAUACAACCGGCCUCCCAGGCAGCCCAGCAGCAGCACCUUCAAGCGCAGCUGCAGCAACAGCAGCCGCAGCAUACGAUCGUGUCGAACACUAGUGCAACGCAACAGCCUAAACUUACCCAAGUCUUGGUGCAGUCAACGAAUCCUUCAGGUGUUGGCGGUUCUAUUGGAAAUGUUGGUGUUGCAAAUCCGAACGCAAACAUGAAGAACAAAACCAUCAUACUCACACAAAAGGGUGUCAUACUGCGUAAUAUAGGCGGUGAUAUGUACCAACAGAUACCGAUAAGCAAUAUGAGUGGAUUACAGGGUCUAAGCACUAACACCGGUGCUACGUUGAUGACUACAGCGGCAGGCCCACCCAGCCUAGUAAAGGCGACGGGCUCUGGCGUCCAGCAAGGUCAAACUAUACAGUUGCAACAGCAGCAAAGUGUAACGCAAGCGAAGCAACAACAACACAUACCAACGCUUAUACCCACAAACACGUUGACAUCCCAACACAUGAUUGUUCAACAGCCAACUCAAACGAACCUCAUUAGUACACCUACUCAGCAAACUAUUAUCCGACCUGUUAUAUCUAACGUGCAGGGUAACAGCUUAACGACAUUACCACAAGGUCUGACCCUGAUCCAGCGUCCUGGUCAACAGCCACAGUUAGUACAGGUGCAAACAGCCGGCAGUUCAACAGCGGUAGGCCAGCAGCAGCCGACCCAGAUUCAGCGAACUAUUAUAACACAGCCAACGCAGCAACAACAAAUGCGGCCACAGCAGAUUGUAUUGCAGCACAAGUCGCAGCCGCAACAACGCAUAAUUACGACUGCGCAAACGGGGACAGGCCAGCCGCAGCAGAUACAAAUUCAACAAGGCACACCGACGGGUGGCAUUUCACGCACCACACACAUCGUUCAAGUGGCACAACAGGCGCAGCAGCAACAGCAGCAACCUCAGACUCAACAGGCACCGCAGCGUAAGGGACUCUCACUAUCGAACGAACAUGUUCAUAAAGCGCACGAAAUGUUCCGCAAAGCGAAUCGAGUUUCACGUCCCGACAAGGCACUCAUAUUGGGUUUCAUGGCGGGAAUGCGUGAAAAUCCACGUCCCAACUCUGAGAAUGUAAUUGUCAUAAAAUUGGGCGAAACUGAGGAAAAAGUGCAACAAGAGGACGGAAGUACAGCGCUCUGCUUGGUUGAAUCACACAUAAGGCUGGAUUACAAUUCAGGCGAGUGGAAGACAUUCCAAAACUAUCGGCGCCUCGAUCAAAGUGUACAAGGCCAAGGGGUGGACGGCAAUGCCAAUAGUGGGACCGGAGGCGCUGGCGGUAUUAUGCAAGCACAAAAUUCCGUUGUCAUUUAAAUGAAGUGUGCAUAGCUUUUAGGUUAGUGCAGUCAUUGAUGACGUGAAUGUCAUGGUGCGUGCCCUCGCUGGUGUUAUGGCUGUCAUUUUAAUGACCACUAUUGCGUGCACGUGUGACGAAUAGCGUUGUGGAAGAGCGCUUUUAAAAAAUGUGAAAACAAAAUUAAAAUAAUUAUAACCAGGUGCAAUUCGUGUGCAAAUGCUGAGGUGCAUCCAAAGGACCAUGAUCUUUGGGCAGUAUAGCAUUUAUACACACAACUAGAACCAAAUCGUUUAAUGUUGGCCGCGCUAAACUAACAGAGAAUGACGAUUUGUCGUUCCUAAUGAUUUGAAAUCGAAAUGAAAAAUUUGAACUAGUUUUAUAUAUAAUCAUGUAUAAAUACAUACACACACAUGUUAGAGUUGUACACUACUCCAUUUAAUACAUCGCGAUUAUGUACUCGCUUCAUAUUUCUAUAAGCAAAUGUGGAACUAAAAUCGAGAAACAUCAGAGUUGUUUGAAACACGUUUUUCAGUUAGAAAAAUUAUUAGAAAAAUACGACGGAAAAUUGGCAAAUACAAAGGUGGGGAAACCAAGAGUAGUGUAGCAAAAAACAAAGAAAAUGCGCUUUUUAAAAUUGUGUUUCAUCUUUCAUCUUUUGUGCCGUAUAUUUUGACCAACUCAGAUACGUGGCAAGCUAGGCCUGGAAACAUCAGUACUCUUACAUUGCAACUUUUCAAUUGAUAUACACUACCUAAUUAAUUAACCUAAAUAUAUAAAUACUUAGCUGUACAAAAGGAAGUAGUUUAAAUGUUUAAUACUUGCGUAACGUAAUUUAAGUUAUAUCUAUCCAUACAUACAUACAUACAUACUAUGUACUAUGUAUAAUAUGAACACGCCUAUCGCAAAUGUACACCGAGAAGCGCAUAUAAGUUAAACUGCAUAAAUUUGCUGCUGCAUAAGUAUGUAUUAGCUCUUAAAAUGAAAACAAUAAAUAUUUUAGCGGAUAGCAUAUUAUAUUGAAAAAAAAACAAAGAAAAAAUGCUUAGCCGUGGACAUAAUACUGAUCAUAAGAAAUUAUUAUACAUUUAAAUCUGUAUUAGUUGAGAAGUUGAAUUGUAUGUAGUUACAAAGAUACAUGAAUUCGGAAAUGAAAUUAAGAUAUAGAAUAAAUAACAUACAUUAUUAUGAUGGCUUAAUGUUAAAAUAUUAUAAACUAACGAUUUUGAUAA
Anastrepha obliqua is the source of this 5366-nucleotide messenger RNA. RefSeq names its product negative elongation factor A (gene Nelf-A). The coding region runs from base 189 to 4154 and encodes 1321 amino acids. Gene Ontology annotation, cellular component: NELF complex. Gene Ontology annotation, biological process: negative regulation of transcription elongation by RNA polymerase II. Lineage: Eukaryota; Metazoa; Arthropoda; Insecta; Diptera; Tephritidae. The record is from RefSeq and is a predicted model, not a curated record. The transcript is spliced from 7 exons.